AUGGAAAGAAAUCAAUCCCAUCCUGCAGAAUUUAUUCUUUGCGGGCUUCUUUACCACUCAAAAUUUGACGUGCCUCUAUUUUAUCUGUUUUCUUUCACAUACCUACUGUCACUGAUUGGAAAUCUCACCAUAAUUGUAACAAUAUCAUUGUCUUCCAGUCUUCAAACUCCAAUGUACUUCUUUCUGACCAAUCUUUCAAUCCUUGAUAUUUGCUGCAUUUCAACUACAGUACCUAAGAUGCUAUACAACUUUGUUUUAGGCUCAUAUACUAUCACAUUUCAUGGGUGUGCUAUUCAACUAUACCUAUUUACUUGGAUCGAAAUUACAGAACUCCUGCUUUUGACCUACAUGGCAUUUGAUCGGUAUAUUGCAAUCUGCAAACCACUGCAUUAUACCCUUAUUAUAACUCAAAGAGUUUGUUUCCAGGCAGUCAUUACUGUUUGGGCUGUAGGGGCUUUCAGUUCAGGGGUUCAUACAUCAGCAACGUUCAGUUUAUCUUUCUGUGUCAAACAAGAGAUUAACCAUUUCUUCUGUGAGAUACCUCCAUUGUUAAAAUUAUCCUGCACAGACACUACUCUCAAUGAAAUGCUUACCCUUGUAACAGAUGUUUUCUUAGGAAUUAUGUGCUUUAUUUUCAUUUCAGUUUCAUAUUUCUUUAUCCUUUCGAGCAUUGCACAUAUCCACUCAGCUGAAGGGAAGAAGAAAGCCGCUUCUACAUGCACAUCCCAUAUUAUGGUUGUCCUUAUUUUCUAUGGAACAUUAUUUAUUGCCUAUGUCAAGCCACAGUCUGAGAUUUUUUCCAACCAAGAUAAAAUUCUUUCUGUUAUGUAUGCUGUAUUUGUCCCUUUACUUAAUCCUCUCAUAUACACUCUUAGGAACAAGGAUAUGACCCAAGCAAUACUCAAGCUAGUCAAUAAAAUAACACUAUCUGCUAUGUAA
Bufo bufo (common toad) is the source of this 939-nucleotide messenger RNA. RefSeq names its product olfactory receptor 5I1-like. The record is from RefSeq and is a predicted model, not a curated record. Gene Ontology annotation, cellular component: membrane. Gene Ontology annotation, molecular function: olfactory receptor activity; G protein-coupled receptor activity. NCBI's taxonomy places the organism in Eukaryota, Metazoa, Chordata, Amphibia, Anura, Bufonidae. Gene Ontology annotation, biological process: G protein-coupled receptor signaling pathway. The coding region runs from base 1 to 939 and encodes 312 amino acids. The transcript has a single exon.